Leptopilina boulardi is the source of this 2668-nucleotide messenger RNA. RefSeq names its product heat shock protein 83-like. Gene Ontology annotation, biological process: protein stabilization; protein folding; cellular response to heat. The transcript has 3 exons. Bases 238 to 2403 code for a protein of 721 amino acids. Gene Ontology annotation, molecular function: disordered domain specific binding; ATP binding; ATP hydrolysis activity. Lineage: Eukaryota; Metazoa; Arthropoda; Insecta; Hymenoptera; Figitidae. The record is from RefSeq and is a predicted model, not a curated record. Gene Ontology annotation, cellular component: cytosol; plasma membrane; perinuclear region of cytoplasm.
CAGUUGAUAAAAGCGAGUGCGACACAAAGGAGGGGCAAUAUUCUAAACAGUGAUUUCGUGCAAAACGGAUGCAAAAGCAAUACAACAUUUUUAUUUUCUUUUCAUUAAAGAGAUACUUGUCAGUGAUUAAAAAAUAAAUAAACAGUAUUUUUGAAUUGCAUUUAGAUAAAAAGUGACAAAAGUGAAUUAAUUUUUCUGUUAUUAAAAGAAAAAUUUGCCAAAGGAAAAAAAAAAGAAAUGCCUGAAGACGUCACCAUGACAGACAACGGCGAAAUUGAAACGUAUGCGUUUCAAGCUGAAAUUGCUCAAUUAAUGAGUUUAAUUAUCAACACAUUUUAUUCAAAUAAGGAAAUCUUUCUACGAGAAUUAAUUUCAAACUCUUCAGAUGCCUUGGAUAAAAUCCGGUAUGAAUCAUUGACAGAUCCUUCAAAGCUCGAUGCUUGCAAAGAAUUAUAUAUUAAAAUUAUCCCUAACAAAAAUGAUCGAACACUCACAAUUAUUGAUACUGGAAUUGGUAUGACAAAAUCUGACCUCGUCAAUAAUUUGGGAACAAUUGCAAAAUCAGGAACAAAAGCUUUUAUGGAAGCUCUUCAAGCUGGUGCAGAUAUUUCAAUGAUUGGACAAUUUGGUGUUGGUUUCUAUUCUGCAUAUUUGGUUUCCGAUAAGGUGACAGUCAUCUCAAAACACAAUGACGACGAACAAUAUCUUUGGGAAUCAUCAGCCGGUGGAUCAUUUACAGUACGACCCGAUAAUGGAGAACCAAUUGGCCGUGGAACAAAACUCAUUCUUCACAUCAAGGAAGAUCAAAGUGAAUAUCUUGAGGAAUCAAAAAUUAAAGAAAUUGUCAAGAGACAUUCACAAUUUAUUGGCUAUCCAAUAAAACUUGUCGUCGAGAAAGAGAGGGACAAGGAAUUAAGCGAAGAUGAAGAUGAGGAAGACGAGAAAAAAGAGGACGAAGAUGAAAAGCCAAAAAUUGAAGACGUUGGCGAGGAUGAAGAUGAGGAAAAAUCAAAAGACGAAAAGAAAAAGAAAAAGAAAACAAUUAAAGAAAAAUACACCGAAGAUGAGGAAUUAAAUAAAAUAAAACCAAUUUGGACAAGAAAUCCCGAUGAUAUUUCACAGGAGGAAUAUGGUGAAUUUUAUAAAAGUUUAACAAACGAUUGGGAGGAUCAUUUGGCAGUAAAACAUUUUUCCAUUGAAGGACAACUUGAAUUUCGUGCACUUCUCUUUGCACCACGACGAGCACCUUUUGAUCUUUUUGAAAAUAAGAAAAAAAAGAAUAACAUUAAAUUAUAUGUGAGACGCGUUUUUAUUAUGGACAAUUGUGAAGAACUUAUACCAGAAUAUCUUAAUUUUAUGAAAGGUGUCGUUGACAGUGAGGAUCUUCCUCUCAAUAUUUCCCGUGAAAUGUUACAACAAAAUAAAAUACUCAAAGUAAUUAGAAAAAAUCUUGUGAAAAAAUGUAUGGAACUUUUUGAGGAAUUAUCAGAGGACAAAGAAAAUUAUAAGAAAUUCUAUGAGCAAUUUAGUAAAAAUCUCAAAUUGGGUAUUCACGAGGACAGUCAAAAUAGAAAAAAAAUUGCCGAAUUACUUCGUUAUCAUACAUCAGCAUCUGGUGAUGAGAUGUGCUCUCUUAAAGAUUACGUUGGUCGAAUGAAGGAGAAUCAGAAACAUAUUUAUUUUAUUACCGGCGAAAGUAAAGAACAAGUAUCGAACAGUUCAUUCGUGGAACGAGUUAAGAAACGUGGUUUCGAGGUGAUUUACAUGACAGAACCAAUUGAUGAGUACGUGGUACAACAGCUAAAGGAAUUUGAUGGCAAGCAACUCGUUUCCGUGACAAAGGAGGGUUUAGAACUUCCCGAGGAUGAGAAUGAGAAGAAAAAGUUUGAAGAAGAUAAAGCGAAAUUCGAAAAUCUCUGCAAAAUAAUGAAGGAUAUUCUCGAUAAGAAAGUCGAAAAGGUCGUUGUCUCGAAUAGAUUAGUUGAUUCGCCUUGUUGCAUUGUGACAUCUCAAUACGGCUGGACCGCAAAUAUGGAGAGAAUCAUGAAGGCUCAAGCAUUACGCGAUACAUCAACAAUGGGUUAUAUGGCAGCGAAAAAACAUCUCGAAAUAAAUCCCGAUCAUCCAAUUAUGGGUAAUUUAAGACAAAAAGUCGAGGCUGACAAAAAUGAUAAAUCAGUGAAAGAUCUUGUUAUGUUACUUUUUGAAACUGCUCUUCUAUCGUCUGGUUUUGCCCUUGAAGAUCCCCAAGUUCAUUCGUCGCGAAUUUAUCGAAUGAUCAAACUUGGCCUUGGACUUGAAGAUGACGAUACACCAACUAUUGAGGAAGAAAAAAUUGACACUGAUAUUCCACCAUUGGAAGGCGAUAUCGAAGAAGCAUCAAGAAUGGAGGAAGUCGACUAAAAUUGAUCACUAAUCUAUAUCAUUAUUUCGAUUAAAUUAUGAAAAUUGCUAAAUACUUAAAAUUGUCGUUUAAAUAAUUUUAUUUAUAAGAAAAACAAAAAUAGGAGAGAGAAUUUUAAAUAGUUGGCAAUAUUCAUUAUUAGCUUAAGUCAUUAUUUCCAUUCGCACAUUUAGUUUAAUUUAUUUGUAAGUUAAAUUAUUCUAGUGUAAGGUCGUUGAAAAAAAAAAUUGUGAUCAAUAAAAUAAAAAAGAAAAUGUUCGGUAA